GCCCGCACACACAGAAGGGAGAGAGGCGACGCGAGCGACUAAAAGAGACACAAAUCUCGCUUUUGUCGCACCAGAAGCGACGUUAAUAUGUUGUUUGUACUCGCAGACGACUCGGGGUUGCGUUUUGACAGCGCCAGGACGGCGCUUGUUGACGACUGUUGUGAGCGCGGCUGGCGAUGAGGCCUUGGCUGUUGUGAAGGAAGUGGGGGGUUCGCUAGGCCCGGGAUUCGAGAGCCCUUGUGUGCGUGUGGUGUCUCUCGGUCUCCGGCACUCUCCUCCGUCCACGUAGCGCGGCUCUUAAAGUCGAGGGAGAAAAACACCGAGGGGGGGAAAAAAAACUGGAGAAAGCGAUAUCGUGAGGCCGGUCGUGGGGCAUGAGAGAGAGACGUUUAGACGCGCGGGGGUUUGGCGUUAAGACGGUAACGGGGUCGAAGCAUCGGGUAGGCAAUGCGCACUUUUCUUGUGUUUGGCCGCGGAGAAGUAUCCGAUGGUGGUGACUGCUAUUUUUAAGCGACGUUUUAUUUAUUUUUUAUGGAUUGAAGGUGGCGUUUAUGUGAACAUCAGAAGCCGCAGCAAGGCGGCUGCAUUAGCAGCAGGCAGCUGUCGACCACCGGCGCGGUGUGGACAUAAAAGGGGGGGGGGGGUAGUGUUGGUUCCUUUUGAGGUUGGCUCUGAGUCGUGCAAUGCUUGCUAUGCGAGAGGGCUCCUUUUUUGCCGUGGCUCAUUGUGAUGGCCAGUUUGGUGAAGUAUGGUAAUCCCCCCCUCCAUACGAACCGCACGAUUUGGGAAGGCCCUCAUCCAGCAGUGGAUUUACAAAUGGCUUGUACGUAUACAUGGUAUGAGGAUUGAGACGUUUUUGAGCCAUUCCAGAUAGGUUAACGCGCAAAGGUCAACGAAUGAUGAUUUUUCCAGCCGGCUCGUUUGUUGGGUCUGGUGCCUGGAUUUAUUAUCUGCACCGCCGUGUUAUUAAAGUGGAGAUCCUUGAGAUCACCGUUGUGUGGUAAUUUUCUCGUUUCAUGUUGACCGGAUUGAAUAGAUUUAUCGGGGCCUUUGUGGGUGCUGCAGUGCUUCUUAGAUGGUCAUCCUCGUGUGAUGGGAUUUAAAGUGGAACGCUUUCACGUUUUGGCAUGUUUGGCAGGAUGGCAUGGAGUGUGGAAGGCCCCAUAUAGUACGUGUUGUCAUCGUUUAACGGUAGCUCUGAAGCGCACACAUGUAAUGUUGGAAUCUUAUAUUACCUCUGUGUGUGCAGAAUUGUAAACAAACUGAAAGAAUACUGAACAGCUUUCCUUCAGAAUCGUGUUUUUAAAUUUGCUAUGGUUGUGUUUUAACGAGCAUGCAUUCACUGGUUUCGAUAACAUCACAGUGGCACUUUCUCACAGCCACUUUCAUUUGCAUUCUUAAAAAUUCAGUUUGCUAAUGCAUCGGAGAGGUACAAAAGCAUAUAGGGCCCUGUCUGAACAAUUUAUUUGGUGCUAAAGCACCGCUCUUUUUUGCUAGGAUGACUUUCAUCCGUAGGUUAUCUUUAAAACAUGAAUCCUGCCCCUUGACUUUCAGUGCCGGCCAGUGGAACCGUGAUAUAUUUACACCUCGAACGAUUGCAGAAUCACAAAACCUAAAGACCACGGAAGUACUUGUUUCGCUGAAAAUACAAGUACCGUGCCUCAUUUUUUUUUAAAAUAACAAUAUUGAGUUAGAUGGGAAGGUUUUUGUUAAUGCACAUAAUUCAAGUUGAGAGUUGGUCUACGAUUGUGUUUUCCAGGCAUUGGUCCUAAUGUAUUCCGUUUUGAGACUUUCAGUUUGCCAUGCUUUGUGAAAGAAUUAACUUGAGGGUUUUUCUGUCUUCAGCUGAACUUUAAUACGUGCGAUUUUUGCAUGCCAGUGGAUUUUCUGUUGCAGGCAGUAACUUGUACACGGGCUAUAAAACCUUCAGCACUUCAACCAAUUACUGGUUCGCACGUGAAGAAAAAAUGAAUCGCUACACCCAGUUUUCCAUACAUGCCUUGCUUUAUAUUUGUUCCAUCAACUUAGGUGUCAAAAGGCAGUACAGUAUCUCGUUUGUGUACAGUAACUGUUUGUCCCAGUUUAAUGGCAUUGGUGUUACACAUUAACAGCUUUUUUUAAAAUGUCUGCCAAGGAACUUCAUAGUAUGUAGAAAGCAACAUUUAUGUCUCAAUGCCUUGCACCGUUUUCUGUCCCAUACAACCAUGUCCUUGUAUGCUUGUUAAGCUUUGCAAAAUUCAUAACGUUGAGCCGUAGAGAUCUUUAGCGUGUAAGAAUGUCUCCCACCUUAACUGUGCAUUGCUUUUGUAAAUAUUGUGAACGUUGUGUGCAGCGGUGUGAUUUUUUUGUAAGAUACAGGUCCGUUAUGCAACAUUGACAUUCAAGUUUGGUACAGUGAGAUGGCAGCAGCAUUAACACACCAGCCGCAUCGGUUUUUGUGUGCGGUGCUGCAGCUGUUCAUAGCACCUUUGUUUUUAAAUAGAAUGACGCACAAGCAUAGCCUUGGCAGGAAACUUGCAGCACUCUGAACACAUCUAGAUAGAUCUCUACUCUUUGUAACCCACAUUACGUGCUGCCGCACUGUUAUUUCGUAGUCUUGGGGAAACGGCUGUGGUCGUGGAAUGAAGGGGGGGGGGUACAACAGAGGUCGAAUGAGGCCCGGUAGUGUGGCUGUAAUCCAGGCUGCGUGCAUCCAUUAUCAGCAGUCAGGAUUCGUACUGCGUUUGUUGCUGAGUAGGCCCAACACGUCCGUGAGGAACGGAGGGCACACGUCGCUAUACCCGUGUUGAGCCCUCCUUUGUACGAUUAGGCAAAGCACUGCCAUGGCACGAUAACAAUGCUAUUACUGGCUACUUCAAUAGCGACUUGCUGGUAUUUGGCCCUCAUGUUAACAUUCAUGUUGAUGAAGAAUUCCGUUUCACAUACGUGCCCUGUAUUUAUUUUGCCCGCCUUCGCUUAGUGGAAAACUUGCAUUUACGCGUUUAACAUUCCACGAGAACAUUUCAGUGAUUGCACAUUUGUGCAUACAGUGUUCUCCAUUGUUUCAUUUCAGUACAGUUCUGUGCAGUGUUGGGCUUGCUUUCUACUGUUGUACUGACACUCCUGAUGCAUCGUCUGUUUUUUAAAAAAUUGGAUUAAACAUGCAUUUUUCUACAUUUAAAAAUAUGCUUUGAAAUGUUCAAAAAGGAAGGUUUUCUUCAAUGUAGGUUUUUGGAAAGGUUGAACCUCGGCCAUGAUUUCGGCAACUCGCUAUAGUGUUACUACCGGUUUUGUGGCAAGACUUUUAAGAUUCCAUUGCUCAAUUCGCCAUGUGCUCAAAGCAUAUAGUACUAGAAUCAACCCGACUGUUCUUUUAUUACCCGGUUAAGGAAUCCCUAUCGACAAUAACUUGUAUCGAAAAUGCAGGUUUGCAAGCAAUGGUAAAGUGUAAAGCCCUAUUAUGCUGUCUGGACCUUUUUAUAAUAUGUAGGACUGCUUGCAGAACUUUACUCCAAAUGAGACAACAUCUAGGGUUGACAGGGUUUUUUCUCCAACAGGAUUUACCCACAUGGCAGCUUGCAUGGCUUCUAUAAUCUGAGCUUACGAUUCGGGGCACACGUCAGGGCAGAUGUUUUCCUGGUGGUGGGCCCCUGUAUUCGGCCGAGAGGAGCCUCUGGAUGGAAGAUGAGAGAUGAGCUACCGUUAUAAAGCCAGUCUUGUUGACUGGAAGUUCUGUCUGCUUGUACAAGCCUGCAUUCCGGAGAGCUUUAAUCUGUCUUAUACCUCGAGUCAUCGUGAUUUAAUUGUUUCUCUCAGUGUUUCGGUUGAAUUUAGCAGCGUGCUAUCAAGGAGAGAAGCUACUUUUUUUCUUUCUGGAAGAGUGCAGUCUAAUUGUUUAUAUAUUUUGGCCAUUACGGCGACAGCAUAGUAUUUUGAAAUAAAAUAAAAGGUAAUGGGCAAUUUUUUUAUGCAUUUGCUGUCUUUUAAAACGUCUUUAUCACCAUCAAUGUGAGUGUGCAGCAGUUUAGAUCCUCUCUGCCCAUCAUAUAAAGUUUAUUUUGGAAAGAGUGUGGGUGCCACAAGGAAAUCUAACCAAUCUGGACAGUAGAUAGGUGAUUGGUGUAUGUAUCACUGUACAGUAGCAUAUAAACGUGGCAGACUUUACUGUACGUAGAGCUGACUUUUACAGGUACUGCACAUUGCCAUUUAUCGUGUUUACUCAGUGUACUCGUGUUUGUUGUCUUCAGGACUUCCCAUUGAAAAUUGUACACACAUCACCAUGCAUUUUGUCCCUUGUUUUACACAAUUUAUCAUUUAGUUUUUUGUCUAAAAGUGAAUUACUGCAUCUACCUGAUGGUAAAUAAUGUAAUUGAUCAUUUAGGCAUAUAUCAUUAUGAAGCUGAAAACUGUAAUUUGAUUUGUUUAAUCUUGCCAAUACCAGUUACAAUAAAAUUGCCUUCAGUGUGGGCAAUCCUGUCUGCGGUGCCCUUAAGGAUGACAGCAUCCAUUGCUUUUAUCACAGACUGCUCAACAUUAAAACAUCACUUUAAAAGAGAAAAUUAGGUUUGAAAAUAUUUAGCAAAGCCAUCAAAAACCCUCUUCCCUGGAAGUAACUGGCAUAAUAACACUGAAAUGAAUGUCAUUUCUGUUUGCUAAUGAAAGCAAUUAAUGUUUCGGCUUCGAAGUUUAGUCAGAGUAAUGGUCACACAGAUAAGAAGAUGUGGGUUAUGGAACAGUUAUAAACCAACCAUAUCACAGUCCUUAUAAAAUAUGCAGCGUCCUAGAUAAACAACAACGUGAAGCGUUACAUGUUCUCUCAGUUGCCUUCCUAAAGGCUGGUGGUGAUGUUCAGUCUUCCACACUGAAGAAAGUCUAGCUUGGAAUUAAAACAAAAGGGUUGUUUUAAAAGACAAAAACACUUUUUAAAAACACAUCUCUACAUUGUGCCAUUUGUUCUUAAGGGAAAUAUUCGAAAGCCUGAAUAAAUAUUUCUAUUUGGCUUAACCAAGUAAGCUAAAUUGCAAUUUCCUGCCGCAGUUUUCAUUACGUAAACAAACUCAGGAAAUCUCUAAGAUCAUGUGAUGUGCUUUUAAGAUGAGAUAUUUUGCGCACCAGUUAACUGUAGUAUGUAUGUGCUAUUUCCUACUAUUAAGAUAUCAGAUUUUUGUAAAAUAUUGUCCUUUGUUGAAAGUGGGGGGGGGGGGUUCAUAAAUUAACUGCAAUAGAGCUCCCAAUGUAGGUGGUCGAAUGCAUGAUUUGUAACUUUUACUGCACUAAUGACAUUGCGUUACAACCAGGUUUGUUAAGAUUUUGCAAAGAAAAUAAAAACGGCCAAACUUCUCUUCUCGAUAUAUUACAUAAAACUGAAGAUUAUGACGCUUUCCUUGGAGCUGUAGUGGUGUGUUUGGAGUUUAAAUGGGGUAAAUUUCACAUUGGUGGCACGCACAUUCGUAGAAAAGAUUAUUUUGAGCAAAGUAGACAACAUUAUUUCUCCAAGGCAGCCUUUGUUGCGUUUUCACAUAAAGCUGAUCAGUCAUUGGAAUAGUUAUCGAGGAAUAAGCUAAUUUUAAUUCCAAAUAAAGUGCUGGAUAUUAUAAUCCUCAGCAGAAUGGAACGCUGUGUACCGUUUUGAAUGCUUUGUUGGGAAUAGUGUGGGGUCAAAGGCUAAAAUAGUUGUACAGUAUUGAUCGUUUCCCCAGAUACAAAUUGCGAAAUAGUUGAAAAUAUUCCAGAAAUAAUUAUAUUACAUCGUUAACCUACUUUUUACCCGAGUUGUAUUUUUUUAACACAUCUUACUAAAUACAUGCUUAUUCUCUAAUGCUAACAUCUUGUGGUCUCUGUAGUAGAUUUUGAAUGUUUAUUAUUAAAAUCAAGACUAAUCAAUAAGUUGCACCACUUUAAAUCCACUUUUAUCGAGUGUCUUAUAUCCAAGUAUGCAAUUCAGAAACAUAGCUAUUUACCGCCUCUCUCUUCACUUAUGUACACAACAUUGCAUCAUCUUAUAUGUUCACAAAAAUAUGCCAUACCUCUGUACAUGUUAAAGCAACGUAAUUGUAUCGAUCUUGUGAGGUUCUUGUCAAUAAACUAGGACGGGAAAAUAUCAUGGGUGGAAUGAUGCUAUACCCCCCACCCCCGUAAAUUAAUGAAUUGCUAUGUUUCGUUUGUGAUUCAAUUCAAGAAUCGAUUAUUUUUAUUUGCAUUUUCGUGAAAGGCAUAGUGACCGCAGUGGCUUGCAGAGGUGGUGACAUGAGCACAUUACAUAGAAUAUAUACGAAUAAAUAACACAUCUAUCCUCGCACACAAUUUGAUGCACGUAUAAUGAGCUGAAGAAUCAAAUAUUCAUUGAAAAAUAAUCUCUACUCAGCCGAGAGGUUGCAUUUACAGACCUGGAUUCGUUUUGCAAUGGUCCUUGGGGUGGUGGGAUAUUCACAUUGACAAACAAAAACUUGAGGAAAUUUGUUACCGUCAAGUCUCACAUUGUCGUUGGAUGUGACCAAUUGUGGUUGAUGUUGACAUUGUUUUGGCUGGCAGAAUGCAGAGUCUGCUUGUGGCGUUAGAUGUAAGCCACAGCCAUUGGAGCUUAAAAUAUGUGGGAAUGGUAAAUGACAGUUUUAGUGUAUGUUGUGUGUUUGGAGCCUUGUUCAUUCAAGGUCGGUGUAUUUAGGUACACAGAAGGUCUCGGGGAGUGUCAAGGCCUGGAAGGAUUAAUGGAGGCCUCUUCUGUGUUCUUGAAGGUUUUGUCUGUAUGGAAAUAAGGUCUGAAUUUGUGCAGUAAAUUACAUUUCUACAGAAAGUUCGUAUGGAAAUCACGCUUGAAGGAGCUUAUAGCUUAAGUCAUAGUUUAGGCCUUUUUCGACAUACUGUAUUUAAACCCUUGAAAUGCACUGCUUUAUCCUCGUAUGUAUACAGGAGAUAGGUAAAAAGAUUUGAGGUCGAGGUGCUAAAAUGCAAACCGGACUGACCCAUUUUGUUUACAAUGCUAAUGUAAUCGAAUACAAGCAUUUGACUACGGGAGUUACCAUGAUAUUUUGAAACAAAUAACAUUGAGUGUGCUUUUAAUAUCACAUUUACAGAUCCAAUCACCCUUAACGUACAUGUCGGUACAGUAUUUUUGUGUGUGCUUGUUUGUAUAUAGUGUGUGUGUGUAGGAGUGUGUGCUUUUAUGUUUUAAUAAUGGCACGUACAGUGCAGGGUGUGUGUAUUUUAAGGUCACGACAUAGUGGCAUAGUUGGGUUUUAAUUUAAGAUCUAUACAUUAUAGAAUGUCGUGGAACACUAAAACAUGAAAUUACCUUGCCCAAAACACGAUUGACAAAGAGGCAGGCAGGCAUCGUCGUGUUCUGUAUAGCCAGGGCAGUUUCCAGGGAGACUGUGUGCACAGUGGAGAUCAAGAGAGCCUGUGCCUGAAUUUACAGUCAAUGCUUGUGAGCAGUAAUGUGAAAACCCGCAUCUUCUACCGUUCCUUUCCCUCUCUCUCCAUAUUUCUAGGAACGUAAUCAAAAUUGAAGAACAAGGAAAAAUACGCUAUUACUGUUAUUUUAGUAGGGCCUCACCGUUCAUGUUGUUGGCAUUCGCACCAAAUAUCUGCGCACAUUUUAUCAUGCGUUCGAUUUAUCAAUUUGAGCCACCGCGAGACGUUGUACAGUGCCGUUUUCAAGCGUGGCCUUGCGAAUUGUGGCCUGGCCUCCACGGGAUUGUGCGUCAUCGCCGUUCAUUCAAAACACACGUUUACCCCCCUCCCCUUACGUUCAUUGACAGGAACGAGUCUGGAGACAUUACAAAUCCCGCUGCUGUUUUCUCUACCUUUUAAUUAGCCCGGGCUCAACAAAUGAAAAACACCGUUUGUCUAGAGACCUCGGGUCGGUAGUGUCUCUAGAAAACGGUGGACAAUGAUGUUGCGGACGUGUGAGUCCGGCAGCUGAAGCGAUCGCUGGAAGAUGCCCAAGUUUGGCCUCUCAAGGACUACACAGUCUGAGAGCGCAGCAAGCCACAGCAACAUGGUGGAAAAACCUCUGGGAAAGGCACCCAGCACCAACAGCAAUAUUAUGGAAAAACAGAACAAGAAGGAUAAGGAGAAAGCUGGCGAAAACCGGAUACCCAAGUUGGACCGUGGUGAACUGGAAAAGGAUGGGAAAGAUAAAACAUCCAAACGCAAGCUUCCUUUCGCCAGCAGCCCUAACAGUCACCAGCACAACAACUCUGAUUCUGACUCUGACUGUGAACGUUCGAACGAUUCGUGGCUCGACCGUUCGACUUCUAACAUCUCUUCGCCGUCUUACAAAACGCACACAGAGAAGCCAGCGCCUCCUGAGCGCAAGCGGAUGAGGAAAGACUCGGGCAGUGCCCGCAAGGAAGCGGGCGGCGGUGGUGGCCGAAAACUGGGCGCCUUCCUGAGCCAGUCGCCCGGCCUGCGCCUCGGCUAUCCAUUAUCGGAGCGCCAGCAGAUGGCAUUGCUCCUACAGAUGACUGCCGAGAGUACCAACAGUCCAGACGGCGUGGCGAAGGACGGCGCCCCGGGUGCGGCGACAGGGCAGCGCAAAGGGUCGACGGGUGCAGCGCGGCCCAAGGACAAGGUGAACAAGCGCAACGAGCGCGGAGAGACAUCGCUGCAUAUGGCCGCCAUCCGGGGAGAGGUGCGGCAACUCCGUGAGCUCAUCUCGCGCGGUGCUGACGUGAACGUCAAGGACUUCGCAGGCUGGACACCUCUGCACGAGGCGUGUAACCAUGGCUACUAUGCUGUAGCCAAGCAGCUGCUCCUUGCUGGGGCGGACGUGAACACCCGCGGUCUGGACGAUGACACCCCACUCCACGAUGCCGCCAGCAACGGAUACCUGGGCGUGGUACGGUUGCUGAUGCGGUACAACGCUGACCCCUACCAGAAGAACGCCAAGGGGGAGUGUCCCGUGGAUGUCGCGUGCUCGACCACGGUGGAGAAGCUGCUGCGCAAGGAGCUGUCGUGGUCCGCCACCGAAGACAGCUCUGCAGACUCGGAGGAGGAGCCAGUGUCCGUGGCACCAUCAGGCCCAGACGAGGACCUGUCGGACUCGGAGGUGGAUGGAAAGCCCAGCAAGCACCACCGUAAGGCGCCCGCCACUCCGGGGAAAACCAUCGGCGGCGGCACGGCCACGUCGGCCUCCACCGUGUCGACGCCAGCGCGGCCCGUCAAAGACGAGUACGAGUUUGACGAGGACGAUGAUGACCUCAUCACUUUCAAGCCGGCCGAUGACAAGCACCUCCUCAAAAAGGGCCUCAAAAAAGAUCGAGACGAUGACCCGGACUAUGUCGUCAGCCCUCCUGCCAAGCACGGAAAGUCGGGCUCAACAAAAAAACCAGUGCUGAAAACGCGUAAGAAGGCAACUCGGAGGAUUGAGUCGGACACUGAGAGCUCGGAGGAGGAGGAUUUGCCUGUGAUAGACUUUGGGGUGGCUUCCAUAAAAUACAAAACGGACUUUGGAAAGUCAACGCAGAGGUCAGAUGUGACUAGUGGUGGUGGUGGUGGUGGCGUCAAAGAAUCUCCGGCAAAAAACCAGGUCAAGGAGAAACCGAAGGAGAAACAGAAACUAAAAGCACAGCAUCCCAACAAGGAGAACAACAAAAUUGUGAAAGGAGAAAAGGCCAAGUUGGUGAACUCCUUGUUACUAACAGACUCAUCGGACAGCGAGAUUUUUGAGCAGCCAAAAUUGCGGGAGGUAGUGCGGACAUACAGUGGGGUGAAAACAGGGAGCUUGACAUCAUCUACAUCAUCAGUUUUGCUUACAGGAAAGUCAUCAGAUAAGCAUUCAAAGGCUUCACGGGCGGACGGCCUGAAAUCGGGCAUGUCUCCAGCGAACUCGGAUGUGAGCUUCCAGUCCGGCUCUGUACGUACUGAGCUGAACUCUGACUCGGAUGACCGCACGUCCGAGACGUGCAGCAGCAGCGGCAAGUCGCUGAAGAGAAAGAAGAAAAACAAACACCGGCGGCGGGAGAAAUCGACGGAGAGGCCCACGUGGCAUGUCGGCGACGCAGUGCUGUCCCCACAGGGGCGUGACUCGGAUGCCACGCCAACUGGGUCGGGUCGCUUCACCGGGGAGGAUGGAGCAGGUGGUCUCGCCCGGGCUGUGGAUGUGGAAGGGAAGGUGGUGAAGAAGCACAAGGUGAAGCACAAGAAGAAGGACCGGGAGAAAGGGGACACCGGGCCCGAGAGUGAGCGGUCUGAGUUCAAGGGAAACACGUCGCGGCCGGCCACGCCUGGGCGGUCGGCCGAGACAGGUGGCGGUGGGCGGUUCCAGACACCGCUGAGGUUGCAGAGCCCCCCGCCAGAAAAGCCACCUUGGGAUAGCGCUCAGGAGGUUGACAACUUGGAGGUGAGGAGAAAGGAAGACAAGCUGAAGCAGUCGAAAGACGACCGGGAGAGAGACAAGCUGAAAAAGAAGAAGAAAAAGAAGAAAAAACACCAGAGCGACGGAGAGGAAGAGAGGAGAAUCGGUUCACACCUGCAUCGUACAAGCACGGACGAAAGGCUGUGGAGCCAAUCGCCUGACCCUCAUAACACGAAAACUCAAUCAAGUCCACUAACGGACAACAAAAACUGCUUCCCAGUUGAGAGAAAAGAGAAAAAGAACAUCCAGAACUUGGAGAAAAAAGAACAGAAGGACGAGCAGAUAUCUGAGAAGAAAUCUAAAGACCUCGCUGCCGAAGAAAGACUAUCAGCGCACCACUGGCAUGGCACGGAGGAGAGGAGAGGCAGCAAGUCAUUUGAGAAGAAAGACGAUACGUCUCAUCACACAGUGGCUCUGAAACAUGGCGGGGAUGAUCGGCGAGCAAGUUUGAACACAGACAAGAAGCCAAAGGAGGAGCUUUUCCAAGCGCAGAGACCGAGUGGAGAGGAGAGGCGAGGGAGUCAUUCGGAGAAAAAAGAGAAGAAAAACCAGCCAGAUGAUCGGAAAUCAAGGGAAGAAGUGCCAGAGCAUGUGCUUUUUCAGCAACACAGCGGAGAAGACAAGAAAGAGAGCUUGCAAAGGCACGGUCCUGAUGAGCGGAGGGGAAGCCAGAUGCUUGAGCGAAAGGAGAAAAAAGAGACAACACUGACAGAAAAGAAGUCUAAGGAGCAUUCUGAGCAGGCAGUGUUACAUCGAAAAAGUUCAGAUGAAAAGAAGGAGAGUCAGCACAAGUCGGGUAUCGAUGAGAGGAGGAUCAAAUCCGACCGUAAGCUUAAUGACAAUUCACUGUCUCAGACUCAUUCGACCAGACAACCAAGCAAGGACAAGGAAGCAGGUUUGCAGACUGCAACGGGAGCCUUUCAGAGACUUAACAGCGAGGAGAAAAAGGGCGGAAGCCACCACAAACACAGCUCUGAUGAAAGGCGAAGCAGCCUGCCAGGAGAGAAGAAACCCAAGAAAGAUGAGCACUCACUGGACAGAAAGAACAAAACAGAGCAGCCGCAAAAGGUGCCAUCGGGGGCAGGAGCCCCGGUCACCGAGGAGCGUAGGCCGAGUAUCCCGACGGAAAAGAAAGACAAAAUUGUCACCCUUGAAAAGCGUGACAGGAGUGAGGCUGAGAGGAAGGAGAAGAAAAAAGUGAAAGAAACGUCGGAGCAAGAUGCCACGCACAAGCACCGGACAGACGAGAGGAGGGACAGCCAACACAAGCACAAGCCGCCAACAGGCGAGGAGCGGAGGGGCAGCUUUUCCACAAGCCAGAAGCUGAAGGAGAGACCCGCGCACUCUGUGAAUCCAGAAGAGAGGAGAGCGAGUUUGAGCGUCAUCGCCGACAAGAAGGAUAUCGUCGAGGUUCAGCAGCAGGAGAAAAAGGGCAAGGAUGGAUCAAUGCUUCUCAAGGCAAUGUCCGAAGAGGCGAAGACUGCUAAAAAGGAGACGCUAGCAGCCGUAGCCUCGCUCGCAGAAAAAAAGAGCAAGUCGAGUCAUUCGGACAAGGAAAAGUACAAGCGUGAGCGAGAAAAGUCAUUGGAGAUGGCUGAAAAGAAGUCUCAGAAUAAGGAUCGGACCAAAGAGAAAGAGCGAGAAAAGCCAGAGAAAAAGCACUUGGAGCGGGGGGAUGGUACUCCUGCCACCACAGCUGCCACUACAAAAACAGAGCCCAAGUCGGACGACCACAACUCUGAGGUGGAAGAGAUGUUUGAAAAGCUGUUCAACCGCAACCACCAAAAAACUGUGGACGAGUCCCAUGACAUGGAUUACGAUGAGGCAGCAGAGGCCAGCAAAGAACUGAUUGCAGCUGAGAAUCUGUCGUACAUGGAUUGGAACCUGAGCGAACCCGAGCUGGAGAGCAUCGUGUUUUGUCAGAACUUUGAUGAUGUCGAUAAGACGAAGGAAAGCCUCGACAAGCGGCCUGUCAGAGAAGAGGUGGAAAAAGAAAAGUAUGCUGUUGACAAAGACCUGAUGGAAAAGAAGAAAGAAACGUUGAUCUUGCCACAGAAAUCUGAGGAACCGAAUUUCGAUGUGAAAGAUCUCAAGAAGGGUGAAAAGAAAGAGAAAGACCCACACAAAGAUAAGCGUAUUAAAGAAAAGGAGAAGGUGAAAGACAGAAGCAGCUCUUUUCCACAAAUAACAAAGCAUCCCAAAGAUGACAGGCGGUGCUCACUAAGGGAAAAUGACAUUGGAGAGCGCAACAGCAAAGAUCCGGGUAGCAAGCAGUGGUGUUCCAAAGACGUUCCAAAGCCACGGGAGUCCGAAAAACCUGCAGACAUUAAGGAUAAGGAGACUGCAGACAAGGACAGGAAACUGGUGUCUGCAAAGCCAAAACCUCGUGUGGAAGUUGGGGAGCCAGACAGUAAACUCACGAAAACCAAGGAGGUUACGGUGGCAGCACGGGAUGCCAAACCAAAGGAGAAAGUUCUUGGUGCCAGUGACUUAAUGAUGACGAGCUUUGAGCUGAUGCUGAGUCAGAAGGACAUUGAGAUGGAGGAGAGACACAAGAGGCACAAGGAAAAGAAGAGACUUAGGGAGCGGGAGAGGAUGAGGCAUCGCUCGGGAAGUGACGUUCGAUCGAAGGAGCGGGAAAAGCCUCCUGGCGUCGCUGACGUGCGGAGCAAGGAGUUUCCCAAACUGCAGAAACCAGCCACGCCCGACAUCCAGGUGAAAGAAAAGAGGUUACAGGACCUGAGCAACGCCACGCUCGUUCCACCCGAGAGCAAGCUAAGCUCACCGUUGCGAAGAGACAUUAAGGAUUGUGCUCUUCCUGGCGGCGCGGAAAACUCAAUAUUCGCAUCUCCAAAACCUGAACUCGCGAGACCCAUGUUUUCGCCAAGUACGUCGGUCACCAUGGUGCCCAUCCCAAACUUUGAUGAGACGGCGGUGGUGGCGGUAGCGGCCGCAAGCUCUCCUUACUCGAUUGUGGCGGAAACAUCAUUUGACUCCAUUGAUUUUCCCCGAGCUCCAUGUGCAAAAUCUCCACCGCAAGAGAGUGUCCCUCCAGCGAUGCCCGAGCAAGAAGCCACCUUAUCGCCAUGCAUGAGUGAGAAAAGGGACAUCGAUCCGCUGACCUUCCAGCAGCCUGUACCUGAAGAGAGCUGCUGGACCAUCCCUCAGCCUGAAAUGACUGAGCACAAGCCCCUCGAGCAGUUUCAUGCCACGGAGCGAUCUCUGCCGAGUGUCAUCAACAUCAGCAGUGGUGGCAACAAUGACAGUUGUGAGGAGAGGCUCACCGUACCUGCUGACGAGUGCUUAAGUCUGUCUCCGAGCUACACUGUCAUCUCUGCGUGCUCUCCUCAGUACCAGACUGUAUCGCCAGCCGCGGAGCCCGAAAAUGAAGAACCGGAGGUGCUUGAGGAUCUGCCGGAGAGCAAGAGCUCACCAUCUUCCUGUUUUGGUUACCAGUCUCCGCACACUGACAAAAUCGAGGCUCUGCCAGACAGCAGGCAGCUACUGCCCUUGGAGAGCACUCUCCCAUUACCGCCGUACAUCCCGGUGCCACCUCCGACAGAGACGGGCUGCCUGCUUGAACACGAGACAGACGACUUGCGGACUGACUUGGAGACGCCUCAAUUGUCGCAUUACGUACCAGUGGCCUCGGCUCCGGACGUGAGCGCAUUCACUCCAGAGGCCAUCCCCAUGAUGCAUCAGAAGGCGGCCGAGGUUCUGUUGUCACCGAGAUACCCUCCUGCCCCGUCAGACUUAGAACUGGUGGAUGAGAGUGCGGCCAUCUCAAUGCAGCACACGCUGAGGCCGCCCAGCACCUGUCCCACUGCCCUUUCGGAAGCUGCCUCCUUCCAGUCGCCACAAUACACAGCGACGUCACCCCAUAAGGACACUACUGAUACAGAUAUUAUGUUGGACAGCAAGCUCUUGCAAGAGCCCAAGCCAUUUGUACCGACAUCGCCCUGCUAUGAACUUGUCUCACCAAAGCAGGAUUCCGUGCCGUUCAUGCCGGAGCCACCGAGCAUUCAGCACCCUGUGUUUGACCAGGCAAUGACCAGUGAGGAGGCUGGCCGGGUAAUGCCGGACAAACAGGAACCCCAGCCACCCAUCGCUGGAUUUCAAUCACCGCCAUAUGUUUCACCUUCGAACAGGGGCCUCAAGGAGAUCCAUUCACCAAGGGCUGACUUUCUGCCAGACGCCAGUGGGCGGUACGCGCUUCCACGCUACAAUUUGCCAUCGACGAAUGACACACGGAGCUUCCUGUCGGAGACGACGAGCUUCCUGUCAGAGAAGCGCAACUUCCUCUCGGAGACGACAGACAUUCUGUCCGAGACGAGGAGCAUGCUCAACACGGUCAACUUCCUGUCGCCGAGGCACAGCUUCAAUGGGGGAGGCCCAAUGGAGAACCUGCCAGAGCUCCCGAGCACCACGAUAAACCUAGGCCUCCCACAGAUGUCUGUCGUUCAGGUGUGCACCAACGCUCAGCAGAGCCAGCUGCCACACACCGAGCUGAAGACAGUUGGCAACUUUCUGGCGGACACUGUGGCGCCCCAGAUGAAUACGCCAAUGCCCAUGCAGCCACUGCCGGACCUUUUCAGCCCCUGCAAACAGUGGGAAUCGCCAACUGAUGGUACCCAGCUAAAGCUUACCACUCCUGUCAGCGCCCCGGUCAGUGUCAUGCCGCCCUUCCACAGUCAGAUCCUUACGUCGGCCUCGCCUGGCCGGAUAGCGGACAGUACAGUGGCAAUGCCAGUGAGCAACAGCCUGUUCAGCUACACGUUGCACGAUGACAUCGAGGCAAAGCUGAAAUCGCCGCAAUGCUGCCACCUGCCGGAUCCCCCUCCAAGGCCACCCCCCGAUGCGCCUGAAGCAUCGGAGAACAUUCUUUCGGUGUCAUUUUCAUCUUCUUCUUCGUCCUCGUCGUCAUCCUCGUCCCCGUUCCGGUACUCGCGCUCCGUACUGGACUGCGAGCCCGAACCAACCGGGAGCGACCUGGACCGCAUCCUCAGCAACAUGCAGGGAGACCCUGCGUCGGCGGCACUCGGGCACCCCUCCAACGCCGACCAGCUGCUGGAUGCGCUGGACUUCCCGUCUGUGCCGGAGCGGCGGAGCGAGGCGGAGGUGGAGCCGGAAAACGAAGCGGAGCACGCCGUGACGCCGGCCGUGCCUCCCGCCGUGGCGCCCGCCAUCAUCCACGCUGUGCCCCCCGCCAUCAUCCACGCUGUGCCCCCCGCCAUCAUCCAUGCCGUGGCCCCAGCCUCGGACUGCAAGGAGGCAGCCAGCCUGGCGCUGCAUGUGCAGGAGCAAGAAGUGUUUGACAGCCUCUCAGCCGCCGCUGUGCCGAGACCAUCAGAGCCACCACCCAUUGCCGACGUGCCCGCUCCCUUCUUGGACCCCCUCAGUGCCGCGCCGGACCCCGACUCGCAGGACGAUGAACUUCCGUCCACCGCCGCAUGCCUGGAGGCCAUAGCGGAGCUCAACAAGGUGAUCUGCGGGAGCAGCCUGAUACCGGAGCCAGAGGAGGCCAUGGACUUACGCGACCAGGUCUCGGACUCCCAGGAUGGUACAAGUGAUGGGGAUCAGGAAGAGAAGCCAUCGGCGGUGUUGACUGUGCCGACAGGGGCCGCUUACCCGGCUGGGUCGUUGGCUCAGGGCUCGGAGAGUGCAUCUGAUUCAGCGCUGUCACCGGCACAGCCCGAGAGAGAGGCAGCGGUGGCGAUGGAUGCUCCCAUUGCCGAAGAUGUGAAGCCACCACACGAUGCCAGUGAGGAAGCGGUACCGGACAGCGUUGAAGUGAAAGUGGUGGUGCCACAGGUUGUUGAAGGAGACGUAGCCGACCAGACAGAGAGGACUGCAUUAGACGCAGCCACGCAGUCGCCGCCACCUCCUGUAGAGAAACCAAAACAGGAGCAGGCGCUCACACCAGCGAAACCGGACCGGACGGCCGACGAGUUGGUAGCCCCUAACGUGGCUCCGGCGGCCCCAGCAACAACCCCUGCUCCCACCCCCGCGCCAUCGUCGGUGGUGGCGCCACCAUCGAGGGUGAUGACGCGCAGUCGUGCGAGCAUGGCAGCGGGAAAACAUGCAGGCAGCGCGCCUGCGGAGGGCACCGGGAAGACGGUGGCCACGCGCACCAAGUCCGGUGAGGACGAGAGAACGGCGGCGGGCGCGACGCACCACCCGUACAAGCGCAAGAUGCCGGCGCAGCCUGCGCUCGCGCGUGGCGGGGCACUCUCGCAGCAGGCGAGCGGGGGCUCGGCCUCCACCUCGGCGGCGCUGCAUGCGUCCACCGCGCUGCGACAGAGCAAGGAGGCGGCGCACCAGUCGCUGGCAGCGCUCGUGGACUCGCUGAAGCUGGAGGAGAUAAAGCCGUACCAGACGGCGCGCUCCAACCCGUACUUUGAGUUUGUGCAGAUGCGCAAGCGCAUCGAGGAGAGGCGGCGCCGCGUGAUGUGCUCCGUCACGCCACAGGCGCCGCAGUGCUACAGCGAAUACGUCACCUUCACUGGAUCCUACAUGCUGGACGGCAAACCCUCCAGCAAGCUGCACAUCCCCACCAUAACUCCUCCACCUUCACUGUGCGAGCCAAUGAAAGAGCUGUUCAGGCAACAAGAGAGUCGGCGCGUUAAACUGCGGUUGCAGCACAGCAUCGAGCGGGAGAAACUGAUUUUGUCUUGCGAACAAGAGAUCUUGAGGGUACAUUGCCGGGCUGCACGGACUAUCGCCAACCAGACUGUGCCGUUCAGCGCAUGCACCAUGCUGCUUGACUCGGAGGUGUACAAUAUGCCCCAUGUGCAACAGACUGAUGAGAAAACGUCAGUGAGGGACCGUUUCAAUGCCAGGCAAUUCAUCUCCUGGCUACAAGACGUGGAUGACAAGUACGACAAGAUGAAAACGAGCCUGCUGAUGCGACAGCAGCACGAGGCGGCGGCGCUGAAUGCCGUACAGCGCAUGGAGUGGCAGCAGAAGCAGGAGGAGUUGGAGCCCACGGCGGCCAUCAAGGCACACGGCGGCUUCGAGGUGCCACCCUUCUACGUGCCCAUGGUGGACGUGGAUGACGACUUCGACCUCCUCCCCGCCUGAGAGAUGCCGCCGCCGCCCCCACCCCCCACAUCGGCCAAGCGAGCGCUUGUCGUGAGAUUUAACGCAAACGGAACGGCAAUGGGGAACAGUAAAUAACCCAGGAAAGACAGCGACACCGCACGGUUUCACGUGCCACUGCGUUGAUUAUAUGGCUUCUGUUGCGGACUGCUGCAGGCAGUGCAAAGGUUGUUGGUAAUUGCUAAGCUAGGGCAAUUGUGGGUUUACAAAUGAGGAAUGAAAUGGCUAUCGCCCGCUGCCCCCGAGGGCUUUCAUUUCGUUGUGGUGUACGACGUGGGUUGGGAAUGAAAGGUUGUGCAGAAAAGUGUUGCUUUGAUGACUGGAAAGUACAAAUUGGUCAUUUUCCCCACUUGAAUUUUGAGCACGUAAUGUGUUUUGCAGUGGCAGUUGAAAAACAAAAGAGUUCAACAAUUGUCAGGCGUCCAAAUGCACUUAACAUCACAUCGGGGGGGGGGGGGGUGGGGACAGCCCAUGGAUGGGGUCAGAAUCUGAGAAGGGAAAGGUCAAAGGAGAGAGUGACUUGAUCCAUUUAAAUGAGCCCCGUGGGGCAAUGGUGGAGAUUGAGAUUUUGGCUUCAGGACAAGAUUCAUGGUGUUACGAGAGGUGAAAAAUUGUGUGCAUCACCUAAAUUAUACGUUUUCAAUAAACGUGUGUGUGUGUGUGCACGUGUGUGUGCACGUGUGUGCCGUCUUGUGUGUCUGUGUGACCACAGUGUUUAUCACAUUUUCUCUGGAAUCUGGAGAUGAGGGUUUUCACUUUUGGGUUUAUUAUGUGUGUUUUAGUUUUGUGUGAUAGAUCCUGUUGGUUUUCCUUCUAGCUUUAAGACAUAACAGCUUCAUCCCGAACAAUACAUCCCUGUCCCAGAGUUCAGGAUGGGGGAUAUCUGAGAGAAUUUUCCCCAUGUGAAUCCUGUUUUUUUUAGUCUGAAAAAAUUGUCCAGGUUUUUUGUUUUGUUUUUAACGUUUGAGGGUGAACUGUACACAGCUUUUUAACAUCUUCCCCUAAGGGGGGCAUACGCAUGACAUGUUGCCCAUCCAAAGUGUGAGAAGUGAGAUUAAAUCAACUUCUCCGUCACUGCCAAUGGUGUAAGGGAUAGAGGUAUUAACAAAUCUUCCAGCAUGGAUUGAUUUUACAGAACCAUUUCCACAUUUAUAUAUAUGAACAUAUAUUGGACUUCUACAACUGUAAAUCUUGUAACCUAAUGUAAAGGAAAAAAAAUAUAUAUACGCCGCUUUUAAGGGUUUUUUUUUUAAUACAUACCAAUUCACUAUCGCGAAUGUAAAUAGUGACUCGCGAUCUGUGUUGCGUUGAGAUGAAUACAGUUGGUGUAAAUUACAACGGCAGGCGGAGAAAAAAGGAUGUUGGCAAGAGGUUGUUGCCCCGCCCCCCCCCCCCCACCGUUAUGUACAGUUUUGUAGUGCUGACGCACACACACGCGCGCGCCACAUUUGGGGACCAAAGCGUUCGUGCCAUUUCUGCGGAUGGUUGUGUUCUCGAUUAGAAAAGUAUCAUGCUCCUUUAUUAUAUAAAUACAGUAUAUAGAUAUAUUAUAUAUUAUAAAUAAGCAAGAAAAUAAAAAAAUGAGCAUUGAGGAGGAGCUGGGUUUCUGGGGGGCUGUGCCCUUUUCUCAGAAUAUAGAAUUAAUCAAAAAUUCCUAUCCUAUCGCUUGCUUACAGCCUGCUGAAUUGUGUCCUCUGUUGUCCAGGGAUGGGGGAGAUCCCUUUGAAAAUGCCCUUGCUAUGUUUAAAAGAAAAAAAAACUUUGUUUACAUGAAUCGCCCUUUAAUACUGUACAUGUCCCAGCUGGUGUGAGUGAAACUUACAUUUUGUUCGUGUUUGUGUGUUUUAUUUCUGACGGCGGGGAAAAACAAAAGGGAUAAAAAAAAUGUACAAAAAAAAAAACAGACGUAACAUUGGGUAGUGUGUUGCCCAUUCAUAUGUACCUUUGAGCUUAAUUGUGACACUUAAAAUUAAGUGUGUGGAGGCAGCAACGGUUUCAAAAAUUACCCUGUGUACAAAACGCAUGUCCCUGUAUGGGCCGUAUGUGUGUGUAUAUACGAUCUAAUUAUUAUUUUUCUUUAUUUUUGAUUUUUUUUUGGUCAGGGUAAAGGCGAUCGUGGGUGAAAUAUUGGGAACCGGAAAAGGGUGUCAUGUGGGGGGGGGGGGGGGGUGAGGGGCAAGUUUAAAGAAUUGCAUAGUAUUCAGUUUGUUUCUUCUGUUUGUACAAUUUCAACUCUGAAAAGUGUAAAUUUUUAUUUUAGUAUGUAUACAGUAUACCUUAUGAAUACGUGUACAUAGUUGUAUAUAUAACACAGGUUUUACAGUUGCCUCUUGUGUUGGAAACUCACAUUUUUGUAUUAUCACCACUCGCCCCUGUAACACUGUACGUAUUCUGUUCAAAGUGUAGUAUUUGGUGUACAUACUGAACUCACAGGUAAUGUUUAACAGUGAGGAUGUAAUUAGGAUGUAAUCAGUUCUUGCAAGACAAUAAUUUCUAUAUUUUGCAUGUACAGAUGCGGAUAUCAGUGUCAGAGUAUAUGUUGGUAAAUAAAUGCACCCUAAAAUAUCUGAAGUGUGUAUGUCCAAUUUUCAAAAUGUCAGCAACUAAUAUAUAGUUUAUAUUAAAUUGGCUUAUAAACUAUUUUAUUACACAUCAUUCGGCUGUUUCAUCAAACAUGUCAGAUUAUAUGAAUGAUUUGGUAUGGCUUCACACCUAAAUUGCAUAGUGUUCAGUUUGAAAUCGUGUUUCUCAUUACCUGUUAACCACGAGCUUGUUGCUUCCACCUUUCAUGGCUGUUGUUGAUAACGAUGUGAUUUAUAAAUCCGCUAAAGUUAGACCUAGAAGGUUACAGACCUGGAACGUCUAAAGCGCAAGCUUUCAACUUGCACUUUAUACGAAACGAGGACUGCUCUGUUCAUCUUUAAUUCUCUUAUCUUGGUGGGAGGCUACCUUCCGACAUCAAUAUGGAGAGACAUGCAUUGGCCGAAUGUCUUCACAGCACUUGCUAAGAAAUUUCCACAAAGUAUGAUUCCAUAUGUAAAUCGUCACAAAUUUGAAGAUCCGAGAAAUUCUUAGGUGCCAAGCCGAGAGUUGAAAAUGUGUAAUUGCUCAUAAAGUUCCUCCGAUUAAACAAUAUCACGUCUGUUUUAAUUCUCGGUUUGUAAAGGGCAAAUACUUAUUGCUUGGAAAUUAUGAAUGCAAGUGCUUUUGAUCAUCAACUCCUACCUCACUGUAAUUCAUAUUUUCUUUUUGCCGAUAUUUUAAAUUCACUUAAGACGUACACUGUUUCAUUGUCUUGUCGCUUCAUGUUCAUUUUUUUCCGUUUGGCAAAUUUUCAUCUGUAUGGCAUUUGUUAUUUUAUCACAAGUGCUCUAUUGUGCUGUAUCCGCGUUUAUAUUUUGCCAUCAAGACAGGUAAUCCUUGAAAAAAAAGUCUCAUUGUGCACUUGCCUCAUAAAGAUUUUACAUAUAUCGCGACACGUUGAGUGCAUUCUUUUGAUGUGUAAAUUACCUUCAUUUUUUACCCAUUAAUAUCAGGAGCACUUUUAGGUGAAGGAUGAAUUUUUUAUAUAUACGGGAAGACAGGAGCCAAACCCGAGAUGACAGGCCUAGUUAUUUGAUGUAAGGGUCGUGUGAUUGAGGCUUGAAGCAAGACUUGCGCUCCUUGCAUACUACCUGCAAAACGAAUUUACUCUACAACCUUAAGCACAUGUUCGAAGAGGAAAUCAAAUGAGUAAUUGCAUUGAUAUGACUCAACAUUGCUGUUGACUACGAGAACGACCUGCUUUCUCGAGAACAUUGUUUACACAGAUGGCUCACAUUGUUGACAAUGGUUCCUCAUCUUGUGUUCUAGUUUUGUAAACAUUUGUUUGUAUAAAGAUAGUUCGAACCACUUCUUGGACAAAUACAUACACUUAUAAGUAUAA
Petromyzon marinus (sea lamprey) is the source of this 21359-nucleotide messenger RNA. It is a transcript of the gene ANKRD11, whose product is annotated as ankyrin repeat domain containing 11. Gene Ontology annotation, molecular function: protein binding. Gene Ontology annotation, cellular component: nucleoplasm. Lineage: Eukaryota; Metazoa; Chordata; Hyperoartia; Petromyzontiformes; Petromyzontidae. The record is from RefSeq and is a predicted model, not a curated record.